AUGGAACUGAACACAAAGGUUUCCGUUGUUGGGACCCUCUCUCUAACAGAUUGUGCAUCUCCCGCCAUGUCACUUUUUUCGUCUGUCCCACCUGUGGAAUGUGGACCUGUUCAUGACCCUACCUAUUAUGUUCGACGCUCCACUAGGACAACUCAUGGUAUUAUUCUUCUUCUCUUGUAUAUUCAUGAUAUAAUUAUUACUAGGGAUGAUCCUCAAGCUAUCUCUGAUCUACAACACUAUCUUGGCGAACACAUUGAAAUGAAGAACUUGGGUUCACUCAGUUACUUUCUUGGCCUUGAAGUAUCAUUGAGCUCUACCAGUUAUUCGUUGUCUCAAGUAAAUUAUGCCUCAGAUCUUUUGGUGCGCUCUGGUAUUACUGACUCUGCUACAACUCCAACACCACUUGAUCCCAAUGUUUGCUUGACUCUAUUUGAUGGAAUUCCACAUGAGGAUGUCGGUCUCUAUCGUCAGCUUCUCGACAAUUCUAUUUAUCUGACAGUCACCUGUCUUAACAUAGCAUAUGUUGUUCACAUUGCCAGCUAUUCUGAUGUUGAUAGGGCUGGUUAUCCUACUAACCGACAUUUUACCUCCGAUUAUUGUUUCUACCUUGGUGAUUCUCUCAUUUCUUGGUGCAAUAAGAAACAGAGCAUUGUUUCCCAUUCUAGUACGAAGUCUGAAUAUUAUGCUCUGGUUGAUGCUACAUCAGAACUCUUGUGGCUUCGUUGGCUUUUUGCUGAUAUGAGUGUCCUUUAG
Benincasa hispida (wax gourd) is the source of this 753-nucleotide messenger RNA. The record is from RefSeq and is a predicted model, not a curated record. Lineage: Eukaryota; Viridiplantae; Streptophyta; Magnoliopsida; Cucurbitales; Cucurbitaceae.